Agrilus planipennis (emerald ash borer) is the source of this 3579-nucleotide messenger RNA. RefSeq names its product serine/threonine-protein phosphatase 6 regulatory subunit 3 (gene fmt). Lineage: Eukaryota; Metazoa; Arthropoda; Insecta; Coleoptera; Buprestidae. Gene Ontology annotation, molecular function: protein phosphatase binding; protein phosphatase regulator activity. The transcript has 15 exons. The coding region runs from base 423 to 3017 and encodes 864 amino acids. The record is from RefSeq and is a predicted model, not a curated record. Gene Ontology annotation, cellular component: cytosol; nucleus.
ACAAGUGCAUUCUGGGAUGGAUAAUGGUGGUUAAGUUGCUUAUAAUAGUGUAGUGCUUGUAAUAAGUAAUUACAAAAACUGAUUCUAACUUCUAACACGUUAACCCGUACUUUAAUUUUAGAAUGGAAAUUGUGAUAUGUGAUUUAGAAUAGUCGUUUUUAGUUUGAAAACCUACUCUUGUACCGUUAGCAAGACAAGUUAAUUCAAAUGUACCUAACUCAACGUCUUCAAAAAACGUAAAAGUUGCAGAGAUAAAAGUGAAACCACAAAACGGCAUUCAAAAUACAGUUUUUGGGCAGAUUAGUUACGUAAUUGUGGUCACAGUAGUUCAAUUCGAUUCCAUUAUUUCAAAUGCCAUGUUCAUGUGUCAUUCUGUUUUUGUAAAGUAGCUUCUUACACUCAAGUUUGUAUAUUUAUUAAAAAUGUUUUGGAAGUAUAACAACGGAUCUUCAUCGCAAAUAGAAACGCUAUUGGCUAAAGAGGGGAUAACGUUAAAGGAACUGUUGAACGAAGAAGACAUUAUAAAUGAAUGUAAACUGCAAAAUAAAGCGCUAAUUGACUUCUUAAACAGACCUGAAAAUUUGGAAGAACUAGUAACAUUGGCAACUGUUGAGCCAUCAGUGGAGAUAGAGGAACGCACACGUUUCAAAUAUCCCUAUAUUGCAUGUCAAAUCCUAGUCUGUGACAUUCCUACUUUAAAUGAAGGACUUGCUAGUAAUGAGGCACUGCUGUCCAAGCUUUAUUCAUUUCUGGAUAGUGAGCCACCUUUGAAUUCCCUUUUGGCAUCUUAUUUUAGUGAAAUUAUGUGUGUUCUUAUUGCCAUGAAGACUGAACAGAACUGGUUAUCCCAUCAGGUAACUUGCUUACAGGUCAUAUAUUUUUUAAAGAAGAAAGAAAAUUUCAUACCACUCUUGCUUAAGCACAUUGGUACCUCUGCAAUCAUGGAUCUCACGCUCAAGCUUAUGACGCAGGUCAAAGGUACCGAAUUGCGGCAAAACAUUUUGCAAUGGUUAGACAGUCAAAAAAUAGUGCAAUCGUUGGUGGCCCUUUUGAACCCAUCAGUAGAUAAAGAAAGGCAUUACAAUGUUGCUCAAUUACUGUGUGAUUUUAUUAAAACAGCAAGAGACAUUCAGCGAAAUAAUACGGAGCGGUACGAGCCCGACUUGUUACUUAACACUGUAGAAUCAGCCGAAAUCAUAAUAAUGUUACUAGAUCAAAUACUCUCCAGUACAAAAGUGGAGAGUUGUAUAGUAGGAGGCAUCCAAGUACUUUUAGCCCUAUUAGAGUUCAGCAAACCGAUCGGAUUUCCCAUUUUCAGGGUGACUGAAGAAACUAGCGACGCCGAGUACAAGAAAAAAAUAGUCGAAAUUAUGAUGCCGCCCGUCCUCAAAAGACUUAGGGACUUCCAUAAUUUACUUGUAGAUCCUCCUAAGAAAGAGCCAAUUGGCAUGACAGUGGGUACACUGCAAGUGCCAGUUGGUAACACUCGUCUGAAGGUGGCCAAGCUGUUCGCAACCUUUAUUGCUACAAACAGUUCAGACGUAAUCAAGGAGCUUAUGAGUCUUGGCACAUUUCAGCUUUUACUCGAUUUGUUCUUCAAGUAUCCGUGGAAUAAUUUUUUGCACACUCAGGUUGAAGCUUGCAUUACCUCCGCUUUAAAAGCUCCCGUCACGUACGAAACAGGGGACGAUAAUGCCUUAUAUACACACUUAAUAGUUAAUUGUAAGUUAGUUGAAAGGAUUUUGGAGGCUUGGAAAAACAACGACGAAAAACAAUCUCAAACGAACGGUUUACGACAGGGUUACAUGGGCCAUUUGACAAAUAUGGUAAACAGCAUACUUAACUGCUGUUCAACAAGUUCGUUAGGAGAAUUCUUAAAGACGACCGUGCCCACGGUGGCCGAAGAAUUUGAGAAGUUCGCCGAAUCCACGCUUCAAGAAAUAAACAAAAAAAGGGACACAUUGCUGGGUGGAGCCAAUCCCUGCGUGACCAAUGAUGAUGGUGAUGAAUACGGCGAUCUACCAUUUACCCAGUCUAUGCUUUUACAGCAACAGGUUUAUGCGCAAUACCAAAUGCAACAAUUAACACCCCAGUUCAUCGAAAGUUACAGUGAUAACGAUGAUGAUUUCAACGAUGAUGAAGACACUUUACAAGCGAUAGAUGACAGGACGAACGUAAAUUUCGAUUUAUCGGAAGGCGAUCUUGUGCAACAACACGAAUUCUUUAAACAGAUCUGCGCCCAGAACAUUAACACGUUAGACGACGCUGAUGAUCAAAUUUUCGAAGACAAAGAUCAUACGUUUCAAACUGUAAUAGAGAAAAAGGAAGCGGGCGACAACUGCUCCGGAUUUGGAGGGUACCACAGUAGUAGUGAUAGCGAAGAUGGCUCACCGCCUUCCGAUAAUCCAUUUGUAGAUGUUGAUUCAUGGUUGUCGAAGUCCAAUAAACCAGGUGCAGUAGCACCAAUAUCAAUGCAAGAUCCAUGGAGCACGUGUGAAAAAACGGCAGACGAGGCGACGUCUGCAAUUACAGCAGGCGACUGUGGUACCAACAAUUGGGCCGAUUUUAGUUCGGCAACUUUUGCCGCAGUGUUCGAUGCCAAUUUUGAUGCACUUCCGAAUCGAACCGAGAACUCAAACUGUGGCACCUUUCCCAACAGUCCAGCAGUUGGAAAGGCAGUACUUGGGAACGUCGUGACGCCUACAACAGCAACGACGACGAUUAAUCUAGUAAAGAACGCGAAUGAAGAUGAGGUGGUUAGUAAAAGUAGGAGAGAUGCAGCUGAGACCGAAGUGGCUCAAAUCGUUGACCAGGCACUACAAGAAGUGGCCAAGAAGAUAGGAGGUCACGUAGUGGCAGCGGGUGACGGAGCCGAUCAUCGUAGUAGUAAUAUUGAUAGUGAACCGAAAAACGAGGCCAAAAAUGAACUUAUUGAGGGCAAUGACAGCAAAAUGACGAACGUGGAUGAUAAAACUGGCGCCUGUAUUAAACAAGAACCAGACAAAAAAGGCGCAUGAAAGGGAGGGUCCCGAAACAUAUCAUUUGGGAUGUAAGAACGUAAAGUGCGAAUGCCAUAAAGAAGAUUUUAAUUUUAGAUACGUUUUUUUUUUUUAAUUUUUGGUAAAUGUGUUUACCGUCAUCCCUGUGCCCCAGCCCUUUAAUUAACUUUGACCAUUUAAGUAAAUGUACUAUUCAAGUAGCAAUAUUAUAUUGAGUCAUUUAAAUGAAACUCUUUAAAAUAUGGUUAAUUUAUUAUUUUUUCGAAUUAGACAUUUCUGUUAUCUGUUUAUUUUCCUGUAUUUAUUAUUUUUUCUUUCCUAUGCAAAUCUUUCAUUCUCUCUGGCAUUUUCGUAUAGUUCUCUGGCAGUAUUAUAAGUGAGUAUACAUUGUAAAUUAACUUAAAGGAACAGUGCUUUAAUAACAAUAUUACUUAAUUAAAGAGCAGAUAUAAAUUAACGUUUUUCUUGCCAAAUGGACACGAAAGAAGGUGCUAAAUACGGAAAUGUAGCUUUUAUUAGUUGAACGGCGCAAAAAAAUUGAUUCGUGAAAUUUCCUGUUUAACACGUAAAAUUUUUAAAA